AUUUUGGAUGCCAUCUGAGUUCAUCUCCCUCCUGCCAGUAGAGGAUAAACUGUGAAACAAUUCUGUGGAAAAACAUUCAAGUCUCCUUUUGUACAUGAGUUUCAGAGACGAUUGGCAUGGUUUUAACACCACCAGAUCAUCACUAGGAACUAGCUGCAGCCAUGAGUUCAGAGGAAAAGGGUAUAUCUCCUGCUCACAAAACAUCUACUCCAUCACAUAAGAGUGCCUCCUCUUCAUCAUCCCAGAGAGACAGUAGACAGAGCGUUCAUAUUUUGGAGCGGAAGGCUUCAUCUGGAAGCACUGAUCAAUCUAUAAGCAAGCAACUACUGGAAACAGAUCCUGUUUCUCUAUCAAAGGAGCCUGACAGCUGGGAAAUUAUAGAGGGACUGAAGAUAGGACAGACUAAUGUCCAGAAGCCAGACAGACAUGAAGGUUUCAUGCUGAAAAAAAGAAAAUGGCCUUUAAAAGGUUGGCACAAGCGUUUUUUUGUCCUGGAUAAUGGCAUGUUAAAAUAUUCAAAGUCACCGAUUGAUACACAGAAAGGCAAGGUACAUGGAAGUAUUGAUGUUGGUUUAUCAGUUAUGUCAAUUAAAAAGAAAGCUCGUAGAAUAGACCUCGAUACAGAAGAGCACAUAUAUCACCUGAAGGUGAAGUCCCAGGACUCAUUUGAUGCAUGGGUGUCAAAAUUGCGCCACCACAGAUUGUAUCGUCAGAAUGAAAUUGUAAGAUCACCAAGAGAUGCUAGCUUCCAUAUAUUCCCUUCAGGCUCUACUACAGAAUCUUCACCAGCUGCUAACGUUGCUGUAUUAGAUGGAAAGGUACAACAAAAUAGCUUCCCAUGGCAAUCUCCUAUACCAUGCAGUAAUAGCCUUCCUGCAACAUGUACUACUGGUCCAAGCAAAGUAGCAGCUUGGCUACAGGACUCAGAAGAGAUGGACAGAUGUGCAGAAGACCUUGCACACUGCCAGUCAAAUCUUGUGGAACUUAGCAAACUUCUUCAAAAUCUAGAAAUACUACAGAGAACUCAGUCAGCACCAAACUUCACUGACAUGCAGGCUAACUGUGUAGAUAUUUCAAAGAAAGACAAGAGGGGCACAAGACGAUGGAGAACAAAAAGUGUCAGCAAAGAUGCAAAAAUACAGCUUCAGGAAGGGCCAGCGCCGAAGGGUCAGUUCAGCACAACACGACGCCGGCAGAGACUAGCAGCUGCAGUGGCUACAACAGUCCCUUUCAGUGCUACAAUGUCACCAGUUCGCCUGCAUUCGUCCAAUCCCAACCUUUGUGCAGACAUUGAAUUUCAGACCCCCCCAAGCCAUGUAGCUGACCCCCUGGAAUGUUCCACAGAUUACAUCAAACUUCAAGAAGAGUUUUGCCUUAUGGCACAGAAAGUGCAUUCUCUUUUGAAGUCUGCCUUUAACAGCAUAGCUAUAGAGAAGGAGAAGCUUAAACAGAUUGUUUCAGAACAGGAUGUUACAGGCCACAAUGCACAAAUAGCACAUCUCCGACAGUCACUUUCUCAGGCUCUCAACCAGAAUGCUGAACUAAGGAGUCGCUUGAACAGAAUACAUUCAGAGUCUGUUAUUUGUGAUCAGGUUGUCAGUGUAAAUAUUAUCCCUAGUCCUGAUGAGACCGGUGAACAAAUCCAUGUCAGUCUCCCAUUGAACCAACAAGUUUCCAAUGAGAGCAGGCUCUCUAUGUCUGAAUCUGUCUCUGAAUUCUUUGAUGCACAGGAAGUACUUAUAUCAGCAAGCUCUUCAGAAAAUGAGGCUUCUGAUGAUGAAUCUUACAUCAGUGAUGUGAGUGAUAACAUAUCUGAGGACAAUACCAGUGUUGCUGACAACAUAUCCCGACAAAUUCUCAAUGGUGAGCUGACAGGAGGCGCCUUCAGGAAUGGACGACGGACUUGUCUUCCAGCUCCCAGUCCUGAUACCAGUAACAUCAAUCUGUGGAAUAUUUUAAGAAAUAAUAUUGGUAAAGAUCUCUCCAAAGUGUCCAUGCCAGUUGAGCUAAAUGAACCUCUCAAUACUUUGCAACAUCUUUGUGAAGAACUAGAAUACAGUGAACUCUUGGACAAGGCUGCUGAAACAGAUGAUCCCUAUGAACGCAUGGUUCUUAUAGCUGCCUUUGCAGCUUCCGGAUAUGCCUCCACUUACUUCAGAGCAGGAAGCAAGCCAUUUAAUCCAGUGCUUGGUGAGACAUAUGAAUGUAUUAGAGAAGAUAAAGGAUUUCGAUUUUUUUCAGAGCAGGUUAGCCACCAUCCACCCAUUUCUGCCUGUCACUGUGAAUCAAAGAAUUUUGUGUUUUGGCAAGAUAUCAGAUGGAAAAAUAAGUUCUGGGGGAAAUCGAUGGAAAUUCUUCCAGUUGGAGCACUGAAUGUGACUCUCCCAAAGUAUGGAGAUCACUAUGCAUGGAACAAAGUCACAACCUGCAUACAUAACAUCCUUAGUGGAAGGAGAUGGAUAGAACAUUAUGGAGAAAUAACUAUCAGAAACACAAAAAGCAGUAUUUGUAUUUGUAAACUCACAUUUGUCAAGUUAAAUUAUUGGAAUUCAAAUGCAAACGAAGUCCAAGGAGUUAUCAUGGACCAAGAAGGAAAGGUUGUGCAUCGCCUCUUUGGAAAGUGGCACGAAGGACUGUAUUGUGGAGUUGGACCUUCAGCAAAGUGUAUAUGGAGGCCAGGCUCCAUGCCAACGAACUAUGAACGUUAUUAUGGCUUUACAAGGUUUGCUACUGAGCUCAAUGAGUUAGAUCCUGUAUUAAAAGAUCUUCUUCCAGCAACAGAUGCACGAUUUAGGCCAGAUCAAAGAUUUUUGGAAGAAGGAAAUGUAGAAGCAGCAUCAGCUGAUAAGCAGAGAAUAGAGGAACUGCAGAGAAGCAGAAGGCGGUACAUGGAAGAAAACAACAUUGAAUACAAACCAAAAUUUUUUAAAAAAGUUAACGAUGCCAAUCAAAGAGAAGCCUGGGUUUCUAAUGACACCUAUUGGGAACUACGAAAGGAUCCUGGCUUUAGUAAAAUAGAAACCCCAGUACUCUGGUAAACUGAGAAUGUAGAUCUGGUAAACAUAUCACUCUCUGAAGAAAAAAAUAACUAUGCACAAUAUGUUUCUUAUAGCUAAGUGUGGUUUGUGGGUCUACACAAAACCUACCAUUUGCUUUUUAUAUUCUCCUUUAUAAAGGACUUUCAAAAGUGCAUUAGAUCAGGCCCCUGACCACUUUUGGAUCCUUUUAAUUUUGCAGCAGCCAUUAAAAAAACACACAAAAAAACAAGCAAACAAAAAAAGACAAAAAAAACUUGUAAUGUUCAUACGCUGAAAAUGAAGAACAGAAGAAGCAGAUAAAUUAUCCAUAGUCAUUCUGAAGUAAUAGUACAACACAAAACUGCAACCGGUGCUUUAAAAAGAAGUUAAGAAUAAUGGGGGAUGGGAUGGGGCAGUGUGGGGAGGGGGUUGAAAAAGAAAGGAAAUAAGGGAAGAAAAAGAAAAAAUCCAUUUUGUUGUAACUUAUUUUGGUAAAAUUCUCGAGUCACAACAGUCUCUCAUUUCUGACUUCAGGUUAGUCCUUUGAUGUGAUGUGCUUAGGCAGGCCUUGUAAAAAAGACAUAAUGCUUUUCUGGAAGCUGUUCCCAUUCAUAUGCCAUUGUCCAUGCCUUAAAAAAAACAUGAAGGUGUACAAUAAAUCAUUUAAAUAUGUAUCGUUAGGCUUGUGUGAAGGGCAGAUUUUUAAAGCGUUAGGAUUUUAUUCAUAUUAUAGCUGUUGGAGAAUAUGUCUUGUUUUAAAAAACAAACACCUAACUGGAAUACAGGGGAAAGUAAUCUACUGUACAUGCUUUAGCUUUGGGAAACUGGUUGUAUAAUCAGACUGAAAAUAAAAAAAGGAACUAGCUAAUUUUGGUAAAUUUUGGUAAAUGUGUCUGUGUUGCUAGUCCAGAAAUUCAUAUUCUAAAUAGCUAAUGCUAAAAUAUAUGCAUCUUGUGCACCACUGAUUUGACAUAGGUUUGCUCUUUGUCUCAUUUCCCCAUAACUAUUUAUACAAUUAGAAUUCCCUGAAGCUCUGCAACAGUGUUAAAAGCACAGAGAGGUUCCAUAGGAGAGUCUCUGGCUUCGCUCCAGAGACUGAAUAGUACUGUAACCUGUCACUCAUACUGCCUGUUUUACUGCACUGUUUGCCUGUGCACACUAUCCCCCUGCCGCCUUAGUUGAAUUUGUUAGUGGGGCCGGGCUGAAGCAACCAUAUUUGCUGCCCAGUAGCUUGUUCUUAGGUUGUCAAAAUAGCUUUUAUGCAAGAUUAUAUUUUACAAUUUUUCAUAAAGUGAUUCUAUAUUUUUGAUUAAGGAACAAGUCUCUACAAUGUUGCUAUGCCACGGUUAAUGUGUAUGGGAGGAGGAUGGGCACUUUCUGUCUGAAAAGACUGAAAUUGUAAACUGUAGGGCAAGUCUUACUUAAAAAAAAGGUUUAUUAGA
Molecule: messenger RNA, 4459 nt
Organism: Gavialis gangeticus (Gharial)
Lineage: Eukaryota; Metazoa; Chordata; Crocodylia; Gavialidae
Gene: OSBPL6
Product: oxysterol binding protein like 6
Exons: 24
Coding region: 162-3038 (958 amino acids)
Cellular component (GO): cytosol; perinuclear endoplasmic reticulum; plasma membrane
Molecular function (GO): cholesterol binding
Source: RefSeq, a predicted model, not a curated record